AUGUCGCACCCUCACCGUACCCGUUUCCAGGCGCGAAGCCAGAACCCGAGCCUAGUCAUCGAAGGAGACGAUGAUUUCCCGAUCGAUAUCGGUGUGCCGACUCAGCAGAGUGAACCUGCGCGGCACGACACUUCCUCCGAAGAAGGUACCGCUCACAGUACGGUGGACAUGGAGGUUGAUUACGAAAAUCUGACCCUGGAAGAGCUCGAGAAGGAGCUCGCUGCGAAGGAAGCAGAGAAAAAGAAACGAGAAAUCAUCCAGAAACUCAAAGGGUUAAACAACCCCUCGCAGGAUGAGACUCGUAGCGAGGAUCUCGACCCGGAGACCCUCGCACUGCGGCGUAUUGAGGCUACCAGACUUCACGCGCCUCGUGAGGAUACUCGCAUCAAAACGUUCCACGGUCGCUCGACCCAGGAAUACGACACGUUCCAGAAUAGGCUGCGUAACUACUUCGAUACGCACCCUGUCUGGUUCGUAUAUUCGCCGCACAAGGUGCUCGCAGCUUCGCAGUACCUCGCGGACGACAGACAUAACGAGUGGCAAUCUCACGUUGAGAAGCUCACCCGACAGCCGACCUGGGAAGAAUUCUAG
Messenger RNA from Penicillium soppii, 591 nucleotides. RefSeq lists its product as uncharacterized. The coding region runs from base 1 to 591 and encodes 196 amino acids. The record is from RefSeq and is a predicted model, not a curated record. Lineage: Eukaryota; Fungi; Ascomycota; Eurotiomycetes; Eurotiales; Aspergillaceae. The transcript has a single exon.